UAUCUUCUCCUGCUUAUUUUGAAGACUAUGCGCAGAUGACGAGCUGGCCAAUCAGUUGGAGCAGCUCGAGCAGUACGAGCCGCAGCUGUGUCGGUGCCUCUCGGUAGCAGUAAUGGCUCUAUGUAUGGCGGCGUCCAUGUGCCAUACCGCUGUGCCAAGCUGCAGUGAUGCCACCAUGGUCUGGAUGAAGGCAUUGAGGCUGAUUAUGCUAUUUUUCCCAGCAGAACGAGCAGCGCAAGAUGAACUUCUUGACUGAGCGUGAGAGCAUCUACAAACACCCGGUCUGCAGCUGUGCGUUGCAGUCAAGGAAGUCCUCGUCCAGCUCAACCUGCGGUAUGAAUUGGCGAAAGAGCGUGGAGCACGCCCACCUCAAGCGCAAGCAACGUAAGGGGCGGCACAAGAUGACAUUGCGGUCAAGCUGCAGCAACUCCACGCCAGCUACACCAUGAAGAACCAGGAGCUGUUGAUGAGGUUAACUACCUACGCGUGUAGACGGGUACUUUUGAAAAACCGUGCAUGUCAGAGUCGCGGCAACGACAUCGGCCGUAGCGGCUGGGUGCAGAUGACACCUGGAGAUACCAUUUCACUAUGGAUCGCGAAAGCUUAAGUACUAACACCUUCGUAUUUUCACACUGAAAAAUGAACACACCACGAAAUUUAAACAUGU
Molecule: messenger RNA, 667 nt
Organism: Phytophthora sojae
Lineage: Eukaryota; Oomycota; Peronosporomycetes; Peronosporales; Peronosporaceae
Exons: 1
Coding region: 240-449 (69 amino acids)
Source: RefSeq, a predicted model, not a curated record